Molecule: messenger RNA, 1929 nt
Organism: Epithele typhae
Lineage: Eukaryota; Fungi; Basidiomycota; Agaricomycetes; Polyporales; Epitheliaceae
Product: family S53 protease
Exons: 7
Coding region: 1-1929 (642 amino acids)
Biological process (GO): proteolysis
Molecular function (GO): tripeptidyl-peptidase activity; serine-type endopeptidase activity
Source: RefSeq, a predicted model, not a curated record
AUGUUUGCAGCUGCGCUGCUCAUUGUUUCUCUUCUUCCUACGACCAUCCUUGGGCUUCCGGCCUACAACCCUCAUGCCAAAGUCGUCCGCCGACAGUUGACUGGCCCUCCAUCCGGCUUCAUCAAGGGCGGAGACGCCAACGACGAUGACCUCAUUACGCUCAGCCUUGCCCUGCCGCAGAGCAAUGUAGCUGGCCUCCACGCUGCCGUGCUUGCCGUCAGCGAUCCAUCCAGCGCGAACUACGGCAAGCACUACUCCAAGGCUGACGUAGACGCUCUGGUCGCCCCCAAGCCGGAGUCGGUCGCGGCCGUGACCAGCUGGUUGAACAAGAACGGUAUCGCGGCCAACACGACCACGGGCGCGGGCGACGUCCUCCGCUUCACCAUCCCAGUCUCUCAAGCGAACACACUACUCGAUGCCCAGUUCAAGUCCUACGUCCACACGGAGACAAACACUACGACGAUCCGCACGCUGUCCUAUGCGCUCCCCGCGGCGCUGCAGGAGCAUGUCGCCUACGUGUACCCCACUACGCACUUCCUCCCGCCAGUUUCCAAGUCUGCGUUCUCAAUCAAGGGGGAUAAGCUGAGGCGGAGCAGGCGUCAGUCGAAACAGUCUCCCCGGCUGAAGCGGCAGAACAUUCCAGAUUUUUGCGAGACCGAAGUCCACCUGGUGUGCCUGCAAGAGUUGUACAAUGUUCCCACCGACCCGGCGACGCAGAGCAGCAACACGCUCUUUGUUGCUGGCUUCGACGCCGAGAUCGGCACUCAGCAAGACCUUGAGACGUUCCUUUCGGCCGACCGCCCUGACAUCGACCCAAACCAGCAGAUACAGUUUCUGUCUGUGGACGGUGUCCAAAACUUCAACGGUGGAACUGCCGAAGGAAGUCUUGAUAUUCAAACGGUGGUUGGCCUGGCGACGAACGUGCCCGUUACCUACAUAUCUAUUGGGAGCCCCGACACCACCUUCUUCUCGUUCUUCGACAUGGUCGCCUUCAUGCUCCAGCAGGAUUCCACUCCGAGUGUCUUCUCGAUGAGCUACGGUUCGAAUGAGUCCCCCGACUCUGAGACCGUUGGUUUCUCAGAGGUUGCAGAGACUAUCUGUAACGCCUACGCCCAGCUCGGUCUGCGUGGCACCUCGGUCCUCGUCUCUUCGGGUGACGAAGGUGUCGCGGGUGCCCUGAGCGGCGAAGCGUCAUGCCUUCCAGACGGGUCCUUCCGUCCGUCCUUCCCCUCCACCUGCCCAUUCGUCACCUCCGUCGGGGCAGCCCAGAGCAUCCCCGAAGUCGCCGCCCCGUACUCCUCCGGAGGGUUCUCCAUCGUCUUCCCGCGCCCGUCCUACCAGGACGACGCCGUGACCGGUUACCUGAACGCGCUCGGGACGACGAACCAAGGCCUCUUCAACACCACCGGCCGCGCGUUCCCCGACAUCUCCGCCCAGGGCACCAACUACAGCAUCGCCAUCAACGGCGUCACCCAGCUCGUCUCCGGCACCUCCGCCGCCGCCCCCGCCGUGGCCGCGAUCGUGUCCCUGCUGAACGACCGGCUGCUCAGCGCGGGCCAGCCCCCGCUCGGCUUCCUCAACCCCCUCCUGUACGCGGCCGCGGCGCAGGGCGCGCUGAACGACGUCGUGGGGGGCAGCAACCCGGGCGGGGCCGACUCGAACGGGUGCGGGACGGACGGGUUCCCGGCGCUGGAGGGCUGGGACGCGGCGACGGGCUUGGGCACGCCGAACUUCGCGGCGCUGCUGCAGCUCGCGCUCGCGGACCCAACCCGGACGCCGCCGGACGUGCCGACGAGCUCGCUCGCGCCGAUCGACACUGCGUCGUUCUUCGCGCAGCAGACGGCGAGCGUGCCAUUGAGCCGGGUCACGCAGGUGGUGGGUCAGGCGAUCGCGCAGGGCAAGUUCGUCGAGCUGCUGCUCGGGGUGUAA